This is a messenger RNA of Tricharina praecox, 1448 nucleotides long. RefSeq lists its product as uncharacterized. The transcript is spliced from 5 exons. NCBI's taxonomy places the organism in Eukaryota, Fungi, Ascomycota, Pezizomycetes, Pezizales, Pyronemataceae. The record is from RefSeq and is a predicted model, not a curated record. The coding region runs from base 177 to 1289 and encodes 370 amino acids.
UUUGCCCUUUCUCAACGGGCUUCCUUGCUCUCCGGCUGCUUCGAUCACAGUAAAGAGGUCCCGGGACUCUUCGCCUCUUCGUUUAUCUGUCUGACGAUCCGACGACCUACCCGAGAAUCCAGCCACACCCUUCUUUUUUGGAUAUUAGUUUCCUCUCUACCUCGAAUACACACAUAAUGAACACUCCUCGGGAUUCAAAGAAGAACUUCUUUGACGAGCUUCAUUCCGUCUACGAAGGCGGCCUAGACGAAGACGAAGAUGAAGACGGGCUGUUCAAACUCCCUUUCAAGCGACACUUUGUGCCUCCUUCUGACACAACACGGUCGACACUUCCCGCAGCUCGGCCGCAAACUUCAAGAACACAGUCGGCUCCCACCUCCCAGCCAUCGGCUUCGGCAAAAUCGCUCCAGGACAAGGUCAGCAGCUCGGAUAAGUCCCCGUCAGCCAGACGAGUGAAGACUACUGGUUCUACUUCAUCGACUCCAGUAGCAUCGCUCAAAGAAAAGGUCGUCAAUACUCCACUACUUGUCGAACCUACUACUAGCAUUGGCUCGGACAAUGUCCGGCCAGCCAAGAGGGCAAAAACUGUCAGCUCCAUUUCGGAAACCGGCAGAGCUGUGAAGGGAAAGGCCAAAGAGCCGGACCCGAAAGCUGCGUCGAAGCCCGAAGCCGGGCCUGACACGAAGCUGCAACUUCCGGAAAGCUUACGCUUCAUCGUUCACGACCGAAAGGCGGCGGGGAAGAAGAAGCCUCCCGCGCCAGUUCGGAAGUCUGGCUUGUUCGACGGCUUGUAUUUCUACUUCGUACCCAACAACCUAACCGGCCCCGCGCGCAAGUUCCGGAUCCAGCGAGCGAGCGAACACGGUGCCUUCUGUCUGAACUCGUGGCGCGCGGAUGCGGUCACACAUAUCGUAGUGGACCGAACCUACAACUGGUCGCAGCUGCUCUCGCUGGUGAACGCCGAGAUUCCCGACAAUGUCAUCAUCGUCAAGGAGAACUAUCCUGGCGAUUGCAUGCAGUACCGGAGAAUCUUGGAUCAUACGCAGGAAAUGUACCAGAUUACCGGACGGGUGUCGAAGCCUGGGCCUGAGCUGGUGCCGGAGCCGGAGCUGGCUGAAAUCAUGAACGAGCCGCCAUUGAGUUUGAGGAUUAAGGAGAGGAAUCGCGUUCAGGAGACGCAGAGAUUUCAUGAGGUGACCCCUCCGCGGGACAUGCGCGAAGAAACCCCUCCUCGAAGGACGUCACAGAAGCGGAAGAUACAAAACGACUCGGAUUCAGAGGAUUCCUAGAGAUGCAGUUCGACGGCACGGAGACUUGCUCGAAAGUUUGAACCGGAGCUUCAUUCACAGAUUUUGGGAGUCAGGUGGUGAUAAUGCCAGGCUAGCUUUUGGGAAUGUCCUGACAGAGUAGAUUUCAUUGUAAAUAGUCGUCUAUCACCAGUUCUUAUU